This is a messenger RNA of Klebsormidium nitens, 366 nucleotides long. The record is from the annotation of a GenBank genome assembly. Lineage: Eukaryota; Viridiplantae; Streptophyta; Klebsormidiophyceae; Klebsormidiales; Klebsormidiaceae.
AUGCAUGCGAUGGUGUCCACGUCGCACAAGAACGCGCAGAUGUACUUCGAGCGUGACACCAAUUGCAUACGCAAGUUCUUCGGGAAAAGGUUCAACUGGGUGCCGGAGGAGCCCCUCGAGGGGCCCGGCGUGGAGUGGCCCCGCUUUGCUGACGUGGCAGAGGGCGGACGCAACCUGGACACAGAGCUGGCCGCCAGCGGGCUCACGAAGGAGAACCAGGAGCAGCUGGAGAAGGCGCAAGCGGAAGCGGAACCGGCAGAGGAGGGAGACGACGAUGCGGCCACCGAUUCACGUGCUGACAGGCCCUCAGACGGGGAUCGUAACGGCGAGGCGUCGGCCUCAGAAGAAGCUUCAACGUCUGAGUAG